Messenger RNA from Polistes canadensis, 2265 nucleotides. RefSeq names its product F-box only protein 33. Gene Ontology annotation, molecular function: protein binding. Lineage: Eukaryota; Metazoa; Arthropoda; Insecta; Hymenoptera; Vespidae. The record is from RefSeq and is a predicted model, not a curated record. The transcript has 7 exons. Gene Ontology annotation, cellular component: SCF ubiquitin ligase complex. Gene Ontology annotation, biological process: SCF-dependent proteasomal ubiquitin-dependent protein catabolic process; positive regulation of protein ubiquitination. The coding region runs from base 262 to 1812 and encodes 516 amino acids.
AAAACAAAAAUCUAAAAGAUUCGCUUAAAAUGACAUAUUUCAGUUGACGUGUGCGUAGAACGUCGACCAAUCAGGUACGAGAGUUUUGUAGAGAAUCAUUGGGAGAAAUACACACGACCAACACAACCAUAGGAACGGUGGUGCGGUUGGGAGUUACAAGUUGAACGCAAUACCUUGUUCGUAUUUUGGUUUGGGAAUUAGUUUCUAAUACAACGGAUAGGAACUGUAGAAUAGGAUUUAGCUAGAUAAAUAAAGAUAACGAUGACCAGCGAGUGGCUUAAAAUGCUACACGCCGGAAAUGAAGGUGGAAUUUGGCUGGAAAAGUUAAAACACCACGAAGAAAGUGACACAGUAGAAGAGAGAAGAAAGUGCGAGAGCCAGCUAUCCUUGAUAAAGGCAAACAGCUGUUCGCCUUGCUUAGCUCCUAAUCGUACUGUAGAAAUGGAACAAGAGGACAACAAUUCCUGUUGGAGCAAUCUGCCCAGUGUUAUUUUGCAAGAAAUAUUUUCGUAUUUAUCUCAUGAGAACAGGAUAAUAGCCUCUCAGGUUUGUAGAAAUUGGAGAACUACAUUAUUCCAUCCGAUUUUCUGGAGAAAAAUCACUUUUGUUUUGAAAGACAGUGAUAGUAUUUUAUGGUCUAGAAGUCUGGCAGAUAGUUUUGGACUUAGUGUCCACGAAGCAACCAUAAAAUGUGACAUAGCAAGUGAUAUUAUAGAAACUUCUUAUAUCCUGAAAAAAUUAAGCUGUAAUAGGCAAUUGCGAAAAUUAUUCUUGGAAUACAGUAGUAACAUGUAUGAAAGUCCUAAUUGGUACAUGGAAAGCGAGACUAACAGUCCAACAAACAGUGUGUCCCUAAUGAAAUCUAUUGCGAAAAUUAUUGAAAGAUCUAACCGUUUGGAAGCUCUGAGUCUAGGAUACAUAGAAGAGUUAGCAACAAAUGCUGAUUUAAUUUUAGAACCAUUAAUUUUACAUCAUGCUAAACAUUUAACGCAUCUCAGUUUAGCAUCUGUCAAAGAUGAUCCAGAGCAUUAUGAUUUUAUAGAAUUGGAAGAAUAUAAUUUUAAAUCACUUAUUAGAUUGACAGUUUUAACAGUAGAUUAUGACGUUGUUAACGAUGCCUUACUCAGAGCUUUAGACAGUGGCACUAUGAGAAAGCUAGUAAUACAUGUACAUGGUUGGCAUAGCGAGUACUUAGGAACAUCAAAUGCAGGCUGGGAACUGUUUGUUCAAAAGAAUCCCAAAUGUGAGUUACGACUAAAUCUCAUACAUUCUUACAUUGGUGUACAAGUAUUACAUACGGACAUUCUUCAACCUGCUAUGCCUCUAACACAAUUAAAAAUAUUAUUCUGUGAAAAAUUUAAUAUAGAAGUACUACAUCGAUUAUCAAGUUGGUAUUUUGAUACAUUCAAAUCUCUCAUAUGGAUAGAUUCUAUAGAUAUGACGGUAAAUACUCCUGCUACAUACGACCCUAACGAGCCAGAUAGCCCAGAUCCUCUAGUAUUCGUGGCUUGGAAGUGUACUAAUCUCGUGGAAAUAGUGUUCAUAGGACACAAAUAUUACCAAGAGAAUCUAUUAGCCAUCGCACGUCUCAGAGGAAGUAAACUCGAACAUCUUAUAUUUGCGGAAAGUGAUAUUGCGUCUGACAGCGAAUCGUGGCACAAAACUGAUGCCAUUACUCAUGAAAUACAAGAAAUAAUGGGUAGACAAUGGGCACCUUUAAGUAGGGAAGAAUUACCAACAGUAGUGUUGAAUCCCUUUGCCGGAGACAGCAGGGAGGUUAUUAUGCCGUUUAUCCUCUGUGACGAGAAGUAACUUCCAAGAAAAAAUGCCAAGAAAAUGUCAUCCGAGGACUAUCCACUAAUUACUACGACCACUUAUGGAAGGAGAACAUUUUCAGAAGUACAGCUGUAAAGUUAUAUUCUUUAUUUUUCUAUAAGAUUUUUUUUUGUACACAACGCGGUGAAUACGUAUAAUGAGUUAAUAGUCCAAAAUCUAAUUAACGCAUACUGCCAUCCGUCAGCUAGUUGUUAAAUGUAACUUAUUAAGUAGAAAGAGGAUGAAAAUAGUCGUACCGUACUAUCGCGCCGUGAUAUUACCAGUUCUUCUAUGGAUGUGAUAUGUAUACGGAGCUCGCAUUUACAAUUGCGCUAUACGUUUGCGAGUUUAACGUGCAUCAAUGUUCCUUCUUUAACGAUCAUGCUUUAUCUGAAACCAUUCCUUAAAGGAAGACUUAUUCCUUAUAUGCACAAAACUAGAUUUGUGGCA